AUGUCGCUCAAACAAUCAUUCUCCAAGGCGCUCAAGGAGCUGCGCUUCCACCACUGCCAAACCUCGGAACACAGCGCCGCCCAGUACCCUGCCAUGAAGAAGGCCAACCCUCACACCCCCAUCUUGAUCCGCGAAGCCCUGGAAGUCGAGCCGAGAGUCUGGGCAAGAUACGACUUUGGCAAGGAGAAGAGCGCAAGUCUGAAGGGUCUCGACAACAAGGCUAUUGAGAGCAAGAUUGCUGAGCUGGUCCAACAAGCUCAAUAG
Aureobasidium vineae is the source of this 264-nucleotide messenger RNA. The record is from the annotation of a GenBank genome assembly. Lineage: Eukaryota; Fungi; Ascomycota; Dothideomycetes; Dothideales; Saccotheciaceae.